Molecule: messenger RNA, 2829 nt
Organism: Physcomitrium patens
Lineage: Eukaryota; Viridiplantae; Streptophyta; Bryopsida; Funariales; Funariaceae
Source: RefSeq, a predicted model, not a curated record
AUAUACCCAAUGCAUUAAUAAAUAAAUAAAUAAAUACUUGGAGGUGGAACUAAGAAUACUAUGAAUAUAGAAUAGCUACUAAAGCAAGUUCAUUUAUACUUUUGUAUAUGAUCACAUCACACUAAGGUAUUUUAGAGUUUUAUUUAAUUACUUUAUCAUUUCCAGAAUCAAUUAUGCAUUUGUCAUCCCUGAGUUAUGCCAUCUCUUUAAUAGAAAAGACUCAUGUUGUAGAUGCUUUGUUAAUUUUUUUCAACAAAUUUCCAAAAAAAAUUGUCCAUAUUUAAUAAGACCUUUUCAAACUAAGCUUCUAGUUUGGAUUGUACUCCAUACUUCAUUUUUAAAGACAAAUUGGUUUUUUUGAUAUCCAAAUAGUCCAUAGACAAAGAUCCUUAAAUAAGGACCAUAUCUUACAAAAAUAUUUGAAAGUAAAGAGAAGAAUUUUAGGAAAAAUAGUUUAUUGCCAAGUAAAGGAUUUCUAUGGGCCUCAAUCCAAAGAAUUGGAUGUCAGUUUAUAUAAGAGAGAGGUGACCCAAUUCCAUAUAUUACAAGCUUGAUGACACUCCCAAAACUUAUAAAGAAUAGAUUUGGGUAUUUAGAGUUGACACAUAACAUAGUAAAUAUAAAUAAUAGGAUUGAGUUUUAAUUUCAAGUAUUAGCCGCUAUAGCUUUGUGCUACAUAAGCCAAAUAAACAGAACCUUUUUAUAGAAACAAUGAUAAGAUUAAAUAUCUUCUUAAUAAAAUGAAAUAUUUCAGUUACAUACUACUAUUAGGAAAAGAUGUAUUGUUUAUAAGUAACAUUGUUAUGUUCUUUGCAUCUUUGUUUAUGUUGAAUUUCUUUCUCUUAAACUCCAUCUUCUACACUGAAAACCGAGGUUUAAGAAUACUGAAACAAUGUAAGGUGGUAGGCUUGUUUAGUAGAAAGAUUAUAAAGCAAAAAACCAAAAAGAUUAAUCAUCAAAAAAAGGAUAAGUUCAAUUUUGCAUCUCAUAGUCUUCAUUUGAAAAAUAAAAGUUUGUUUUCUAAAAAUUGUAGAAAUAGAAUUUAUAUAUUUUUUACUUUUUACUCUUGAAAAGUUUUAGUAUAUUUUGUAAAAUUAUUAUAAUUCUGUACGAGGAUUCAAAGAAGCUCUACAAUGACAUGGACAAUUCCAAGAGGUACCAACAUUCAAAAUUUGACAUUUACUGUGUUCUAAUUUGAUAAAGCACAUGAUGCAAUUUUGAAAUAUGAUUCUUUUAUUAAUUUAAUAUAAUAAUUAUAUAUCAAAAUGGUUGAAAUUGUCGUGAUGAACUAUUUAGGUAAAUGUUUUAGAGUUGAAUGUAGUAAAAAAAUAAAUUGAAUACAUUGACUUGGAAUAAAAUUUUAAACAGUUUUUCAAAGCUACCUGAUAAGUACAAAUUCCAGAAAUAAAUAAUUAAAUAAGAUUUUUACAAAAUUUGAGAACAAAAAAAAACAAAAAAAACAAAAACAAAAACAAAAUGAUAUUGGAUGACGAUUGGAUUGUGUGCUUUUAUUGUGUGCUUUUAUAGAGAAUUAAAUACAAGAACGGUCAAUAUGGCCAUUUCUAAUUAUUUAGUGAUUUUUUAAGAAAAGCACUAGAUAAUAAUAAUAGAAAAUUAAAGAAUAAAUUUCUAAUUAGUGCAUGUCUUCACAAGAAAAAGAAAAAGAAAAUCAUAUCUUUUAAAAUUAAAAAACUAAAUAAAAACAUGUUAUUGAGAAACCUUAACAAGUUUGAAACAAUUUCAAAUUAUCAAAAGAGUGAAGAAGCCACCGGCGGAAUGUUUGUGAAGCCUUACGACUCUGGAUUCUACGAAGCUUACAAAGUGUUAGCCAGAAUCAAGCCUGUUUUCCAGCCAGAUUCGACUUCUAGGCACAUAAAAUUGAGCAUUGAGGGCGAUCAUUUUGCCGAAGGCGAGAGUCUUUGGUCCGAAAGCAUCUGAGGUUGUCGUCGUGAGUGCUAAACUGGUUUUGUGCGUUUUAUUAUCAGGGUGCGAAGCUAAUUCCUGGUUGAUUCGUCAAGAUGGUGAGGGAUAAAAAGCAUCAUGUCGUAGUUGAGGUAACAGUCGAGGCUACACGAACCGAAAUGGAGAACGCCUGUUGUGACGAGGCUGUUAUUCAAAUGUUGUUCAGUAGCAAUGCUUUUGUAGAGUAUAUUGGUGAGUUGUCAAUGCCUGGAAUGGACAUUAGUGGUGGUAAUCUACCAAUAUAUGUAGGGCAAUUCCAAGCAAAAUUGAAGGUUUUGGAGUACCAAUGCUGCAGACAAUUGGAUACGUGUAUGGGAGGCAGGAUGCGAAAGAGCUUGGGAAGAGCGUUUACUCUCUGGGAGUGCCAUUCGCGGCAGAGUGGUUUCGUAGCAAAGCCCAUUCUAUCGAAAUCCAUGUCACCGAUGACUCAGGUGCUAUUCAGUCAAUGCAGCUGAAAGAGUACAUAGAAAACAAAUCGAGGGUGCUCAGAUGGAGCAGGAAGUCGAGGCGUUCCUCGAGUCCAACACAGAUGCUGUUGUUAAGAAUGCGUGCGAACUUAAUGUUGAGAUUUAGAUGGGCAGAGUAGCUUUUCGAGUACUUCCAGAAGCCAUUGCAGUGGACAGCCAUAUAGUUUAAAAUUCGUUAUAAGUUCUUCCCCUAAGUUUCUGGAUGCGAGACGGCUGCAAGUGCCUUGGCAAAUGCCUUGAGCUCCUCGAGUGCCUCGGCAAAUAUUUUCUUUUCACAAAUGUUUUCUGUUUACAAACGUUUUCUGUUACCAUGUAUACAUGUAAAGCAUGAAAUUUAUAAUCCAUUCAUACAUGUAAAGCAUUUAAAAUAAAACAUAAAUCAACCAUCUUUGAGCUUGAA